GGUCUGCCGACAACUCGCGCGCUUCAUUCGCAGAGUAAACCUGAAGUGCCUCCACACAGAAAAAUGAAGAUUACAGAAAACGGAGCAUUUACGGGAUGUUUUCGCUUUCAAAUGGCUUAAAUCUCCCAUUUAAGCACUUCUCCUGUUUCUCCGCGUCGUCUGGGCCAGCUGGAUUCCUCCGGUCCGUAUUUUUCGGGUCCGGCGAACUUUGAUAUUUUGAGGGGAGAAGCUGCGCUGCUAGCGGACGAACUUUAACGGUCGCUUUUCACCCUGACGCGACAAACAUUACCCUGAGGAGGCAAUUUACACCCUCGAAAGCUCGGAAUAUGUGGUUAGAGCUUAAUUGUGUGAAGUUAUUUUAACUGUCAGUAAUCAUAUUCAUGACUAUAAAUUUACUGAAUAACGUUAACUCGAAUUAACCGUCGUUUUUUUACUGAGCUAGCGUUAAGUACGUUAACUCGACGCCACCGCCGCUCAGAGCCAGUGUGUUCUGAAGAGCGUGACAGACUUCUAGCUGGGAUGGACGUUUGUGUUCUCAGAGUGGAAAAAUAAGUCCGGACCCCCGGAGAGUUGCCUCUUAACGGUUCUAGUUAAGUUCUAAGACCACUUUCAGUCGCAGCGGGAGCUAAUGAGGGCUGCAUGGCUGAAGAAUGCCGGAGCGGAGCGCCGCCGGUCCUAGACCGCUGCCUGGCCCCAUGUCCCUAUGGCGGGGCGCCGCCUUCAUCUCCCUCCUGGCGGCCGUGCUCGCGGCGGAGCCCCGCGGCUGGCUGCUGGUCGACAAGGGGCCCUUCCACCGCGCCAGAGACUUCACAGAGUUCGCCGAGCGCCACCAGCACGGCUUCACCACCAGAUACAAGAUUUACAGGGAGUUUGGCCGGUGGAAAGUGAAUAACCUGGCCGUGGAGAGGCACGAGGACAGUGGUGUGGGCGUGCCUUUUGACCCAGACUUCAUACACAACAUCAGGCAGCUGGGAAGACGGCCAAGCCUGCAGAGGAUAACAGACAGCAUCAUAAAGAAGUACGGGACACACUUUCUGGUCUCAGCCACGUUGGGAGGGGAGGAGUCCUUGACCAUUUUCGUGGAUAAGAGGAAACUGAGCAGGGGCCAGCCAAGCGGGGGAGCCUCCAAUGGUACAGUCUCAGCACUGACCCUGGAGGCCCUCCAUCAGCUUGCCGCCUCCUACUUCAUCGACAGAGACAGCACACUGCGGAAGCUCCACCACCUCCAGAUCGCCUCCGCAGCCAUUAAGGUAACUGAGACCAGGACUGGCCCCCUUGGCUGCAGUAACUAUGACAACCUCGACUCUGUAAGCUCUGUGUUGGUUCACAGCCCUGAGAACAAAGUCCAGUUACAAGGGCUCCAAGCUGUUUUGCCAGAGAAUCUGAGGAGCCGAUUUGUCCAGGCUGCCCUGGGCUACAUUGGCUGCAACGCUGAGGGCCAGUUUGUGUGCCGGGAUGAUGACUGCUGGUGCCAGUGCAGCAAGGAGUAUCCACAAUGCAACUGCCCCCAUGCUGACAUCCGCGCCCAGGAGAGCUACCUGGAGCACACCAGGGAGGCUUGGAGGCAGGCCAACCAGGAAUUUGAGGAGUCAGAUGAGUUCCAAGCUUUUGUGGGCAGACUGCCGACACACUUUGCCCUGAACUCCUCGGCCAUUCACAACUUGUGGAGGGCAGAUGCAGCUCUGCUGCAGCGCUAUAGGCAGCUGGAGAGUCGCACCAACCUCCUCCUCAGUAAGGCCCGGCGAAGCGCCAACAGGCUGUUCAGCCUCAGCAGGAGGUGCCGCACCCAGCCUAAAAUAGUCCUACAGAGGGAGAGGUCUCUUGGCUACUGGCUGCAGCAUGUCCUCUCCAUUUUGUACUGUGGCGAGAGCAAGCGCCUGGGCUUUUACUUAGAGGAGACACGGAGCUGCCUCUGUCCGCAAGAAUAUGCUGUGUGUCAGGGCAUGAUCCCCUGUGUGGUGGGUGAUGGGCCCCGCUGCACCUCCUGCUCACCAGACAAUCGAACACGUUGCUUCAGCUGCAACCCUGGUUUUACAUUGAGCCACGGAAUGUGCAGGCACGCUGUGCCCGACCCCACGGACCACUACCUGGGCUUCGAGACAGACCUGCAGGACCUGGAGCUGCGCUACUUGUUGCAGCGACGAGAUGGGCGUGUGGUCACACGUGCCACCUUUGUCAGCAGCGAUGUGCGCCUCAACACCUGGUUCGACCCCUCCUGGAGAAAGAGGAUGCUCUUGACUCUAAAGAGCAACAAGUUCAAGUCCAGCCAUGUGCACAUGCUGCUGGGGGUCUCUCUGCAAAUCUGCAUGACCAAGAACUCCACUCUGGAGCCGGCACUGUCCGUCUACGUCAAUCCUUUCGGCGGGAGCCACUCGGAGAGCUGGACCAUGCCUAUUAAUCAAAACGGCUACCCUGACUGGGAGAAGACCAAGCUAGAGAUUCCUCUGGACUGCUAUAACUGGACUUUGACGUUAGGAAAUCGCUGGAAGAGCUUCUUCGAAACGGUUCACUUCUACCUGAGGAGUCGUAUUCGGACCGACUUCGCUCAGGGGAACGAAACAGCCUAUUUCGAGCCCACGGAGGUCACGGAUUCGUCACAGAAUUUCGGCUACAUGAAAGUCAACAGCAUUCAGCUCUUUGGCUACAGCAUGCACUUUGACCCAGAAGCCAUUCAGGAUUUGAUCCUGCAGCUGGACUAUCCAUACACUCAGGGAUCUCAGGACUCUGCCCUGCUGCAGCUUAUGGAGAUCCGAUACAGAGUGAACAGAUUGUCUCCUCCUGGACCACUGCCACUGGACCUGUUCUCUUGCUUACUCCGACACCGACUCAAACUCUCCAGCUCUGAGGUACUGAGAAUUCUCGCCGCACUCCAGGCUUUUAGUGCCAGACAGCCAUACUAUAUGGAGUACGAGGCAACAAAACUUUGUAGUUAAUAAGCGACGGUCGGAUCCAAUUUAUUUUUGCCAUUGAUGUUUCAUUGUACUGAGGGAAAAAUUCAAUUUCACCCACAGUCUCGCACCCAAGUACGUUUUUAUGGUGGGGCUCAUUGUUGUUGGUGUUUGAUAUAAACUGCUUUACUGUUCAUAGGAUGCAAUAUAUAUUUGAUGUCUUUGAAAUCAAAUGGUAGUUCAGAUGAAAAAGGAAAAGUUUUAGCAGUUUCAUGAAUCUUGCCAAGUUUGAAUUAAAUAAAAUGGGUAAAAGCCUAUUAAAAUAAA
Pygocentrus nattereri (red-bellied piranha) is the source of this 3215-nucleotide messenger RNA. It is a transcript of the gene brinp3b, whose product is annotated as bone morphogenetic protein/retinoic acid inducible neural-specific 3b. The transcript has 7 exons. Gene Ontology annotation, biological process: negative regulation of mitotic cell cycle; positive regulation of neuron differentiation. The coding region runs from base 651 to 2933 and encodes 760 amino acids. NCBI's taxonomy places the organism in Eukaryota, Metazoa, Chordata, Actinopteri, Characiformes, Serrasalmidae. The record is from RefSeq and is a predicted model, not a curated record.